UCACAAUAUUUGGUUUUAAAAAUUGUAAAUAAAUUAGGAGAUGGGCAACACAGUUAAGUUUGUUUACAUAAUGGCAAAAAGCCUUUUGAUAGGACCUUCUGGUAUUUAACUACCGCUUACCCGACCUCACGGUCACACUGGUAUGAACUGUUAAAGUUAAUGCGCAAGCACACAUGGCGUGAUCAUGGAAAAGUUGGACAAAAUAAGGAUGAGCCAAAAACUGUCCUGCUGGCAGCAUAUUCUGACCACGUUGGGGACGAGUUCCAAGACAGAGCAGGAAUGGAAUACUUUUUUCAAGGGGUUCCUCGAAAGUUGGAGAAAGCCCUACUGUAUCCAAACCAGCUGCGAUCCGAGCAUACCGCUGAGAAAGGAGCUCUUGGUCAGACCGAGGAAAGCCCUGCAAGAAAACCCGCAUGGACCGGGGUCCACACUUCCAGAGUCCCCUGUUUUCCUGGAACCCAUCAAUUCCACCGCGCCGCGUGAACAUCCGAGUCCCAGCAAGUCACAUUCAACAGGUUCAACAGGUUGUGAUCCUGGUAAUGGAGAAAGAUCUCCAAGUGUUUCGAAUAAAAAUUCUAAGUAUAAAAAUCCUGGUAACUCCAAAUAUGCUAAAAUCUGGAAGCGGAGUAAUAAUCAUACGACUUCCAUUUUCUCCAAAGCUCAAAUUUCCAAGCGCAGAGAUAAACUCUCAAGUACGAAGAAGCGGCCAGAUACAUGUGCACCAACUGAUGAUUCGCGCAAAAACCGAGAACCACGUGCUUGUGCUCCCAACAAAAAUAUUUUCAAGACCAGAGAGACCAAUGCUCCAAACUUGACGAAAAAUUCAUGUGCUCUUCCAAAUGUUCUUAUAUUAAGUCCCAACAGUGCGUCUAAAAUAACGCAACGUGGACAUUCUGUUGGUCAGACGCAAGAUUACAAAGCUUCUCCAGGCAAAAUAAUCAAGCGUGUUCCCAGAUAUAGUUUACAAUGCUUAAAGAAAAAAACCGAGAAAGUACAUAAUAAAAUAAUGGACAAGCCUAAGAAUAAACAGCAGCCCCAGACUCCACCGCCAUUUCUGCUCAAUAACGAGUACACGGAAUCAAGCGACGACUCUGAUGACCAACUGCCGCUUUCAGAAUUGUCGCAAAAGAUGAAAAGCAAUAAACUGAAUACCCUUUUCCUUUCUCGCAAUGAAGAUUGUAGUCCUGCUCCUGAGAAAGUAAAGCUAAAAGGAGAACGUCCCGCACAAAAUAAGAAAGAGCAGCUCACAUGGGAGCCAUCAAUAUUAACUAAUUUAACCGAUCUAGGCAAGCAAGUAGCAGAGCCCCUUCGAAAAUCAGUUAAAAAAUCUGCCAAACAGCAGAAACCACGAGUUAGAGCCCCUCCUCAGGGAAAAAAAACGUUACCUCAAUUGCAAACAGGUUUAAAGACUCAGGACAAGCAAUCAACUCACGAAAUGAUAAGUGAGCAGGCCAAAACCAUCUCAGAAGCAUCUGGACAGCAGACAUCUCAAGUCCAAAGUAGCUUGUCGCCAAACAAUAUAAGGAACAAUAGCGUAAAAUUAAUAAGCGCCAAAACGUUGAUGCCAGCCCAGAGAUCACAAGACUAUUCCCCAAACAAAAUGCAAGUGGGUCAGCCACUGGGUUUCGCCAUAGAAUUACCUAGUCCCGUGGACGGCAAGGAAGCCAGCGUCGAGAUCGAUACCCAGCUGGUCCAUACCAGCAAGUUCUUAGAGAAUAUGACAAGACCAUCGACAGUGGAGGUACACAAAUUCGAUUUAAUGGACAUCUUUAUGGGAGAAAAUGAAAAGUUGGACUAUGAGUACGACGAUGAUGAUGUGCUCUCGGUGGCUGCCUCCUGGAAUGGACUCGACGAUGAGAAUGUGCCUGAGGACGAACCGAGGAAGGAAGCGAAAACUGCAGAGCAGUUACCCAAACCCGAGCCUUCCACAGAAACACUUAAGCCAAUCGAAAAAGAAAACGCACAAAAAAUGCAAAGCAUAAAAUCGUUUCAAAUUCCUAAACUUAAUGCUAAAAAUCUGAAGACACAGCCCUCCGUGAUGCGUUCCAUCUACGAGAAUGAAGAGUUGGAAAAGAAUAAGGUGUUGGCAAAGCCUGCGCCGCCUUCACUAGUGCAUCAACCCUUAGCUGAAUCCAAUCGUAACCAACGGGACGAAGCAACUGCUGCCCGACGGGCCAAAGAAACAUUCCCAGUAUUUGCUCCACUAUAUCGUGUAGCACCAGAAUCGGCAGCUACUCUGGUCAGCGCCAACAGCCAACAGGUUAUACCACAAGUAUACUUUUCCACCUCCAACCAAGAUGGUGUUAAUUGGAUCAAAGAUGUGUUUGGGAUAAGGUGCAUGCAAAGUGUAGACAACAAAUGCAUCUCUAUUAAUUGUGAUCAUACGAUGAACAGUUUGGGUGAAGUACAGAAACGACUGAUGAGGAUGGACGAGGACACUUUGCUGAGCCUAUACCGACAAACGAUACGAAGCUUUUUCCUGUUUCAGACCUACUACACCUCGUUCGUGGAUAUCUUCAAAUUUCGCAAUCUCUGGCAGUAUCUGCUAAUCAUGCUGGUCGACUGCCGCUUGUACAAAAGCAUUUCAGCUCCCCUACUGGCACACGUCUAUGAAGCUCUCAGUAAGUGCGGUAUGCAGAAAGAGGCAGUGAAAAGGAUAAUGGAGCAUGUGUGGUUGCCAUGCAAAGCUCACAAAUAUCGGGAUCUGAUGCUAACGACUCUAAAUAUUCUGUCCAACGCCAACUGGGAGGAUUAUUGCGAUAAGCUAACUCAGCUGGACAAGGAUUAUAACUUUGAGAUACCCCAUAAGAACUUGAUUACCAUACUUAAAUCCUCCGUAGACUGCUCAGAUAAAUUUGCAAACGCCCUUAAGUUGAUCACCCUCCAUCCAAAUUCUAUUCGUACCAACGAAACUAUUAUGUCGAUUUUAAGCAACGCAUCGAAAAGCUACAGCUACAUGCAUAAUGAAAGUGCGAGCGCAAGCCAGGGGCCGCCAGGAGCGGCCUCGUUUCUUGCACCACCUGCUGCUAUUCAGCCUCCACACACCACAGUUCCUAAUUUUGGAUAUUUGCCAAACCCUAGCUUUCAUUAUUCCAAUGAAUAUGCGAUCAAUAUACAUAAUUUUGAUUAAGCAAAUGAAAAUGAAUGAAAAGUAUCUAACAUAUACUUGACAUAUAUCAUAAUCUCUUCAUUAUUGAUGCACAUAAUUGAAUAAAUUAAGUUAUCAAAUUAUUGUUCCUAUUUGAUUAUUACAAAUAUCAAUAAAGUAAAAUUUGCGUUAUACUUUCUAUUU
Drosophila melanogaster (fruit fly) is the source of this 3292-nucleotide messenger RNA. It is a transcript of the gene del, whose product is annotated as deadlock. Gene Ontology annotation, cellular component: chromosome; nucleus; centrosome. The coding region runs from base 185 to 3130 and encodes 981 amino acids. NCBI's taxonomy places the organism in Eukaryota, Metazoa, Arthropoda, Insecta, Diptera, Drosophilidae. The record is from RefSeq and is marked reviewed. The transcript has 3 exons.